Hyposmocoma kahamanoa is the source of this 2781-nucleotide messenger RNA. RefSeq names its product zinc finger protein 184-like. Bases 52 to 1584 code for a protein of 510 amino acids. The record is from RefSeq and is a predicted model, not a curated record. The transcript has 5 exons. Gene Ontology annotation, cellular component: nucleus. Gene Ontology annotation, biological process: regulation of transcription by RNA polymerase II. NCBI's taxonomy places the organism in Eukaryota, Metazoa, Arthropoda, Insecta, Lepidoptera, Cosmopterigidae. Gene Ontology annotation, molecular function: RNA polymerase II cis-regulatory region sequence-specific DNA binding; zinc ion binding; DNA-binding transcription factor activity.
UCCGCGAAGUGCGUGCUUCGAAAACAAUUAAGAAUAUUUAUAUUAGCGAAUAUGAACAGUACAACAGAACGAAUAUUUCUCUCAAAUCCUGGAGCGCGCCAGUCUUCUAGCAUGAGCCAAGUCAAUCUCGAAAAUGUGCAAGAUUUCUCAAAUUUAUGCAGAACAUGUGCCACCAACACACAAUAUGUCAUCCCAAUAUUCUCCGGUGAAGGCCUGCAGAACAACUUAGCUGAUAAGAUUCACAAACACCUGCCUAUACAGGUGAGCGAGAGCGACCUGCUGCCGCACGGCGUGUGCGUGCAGUGCGCGCACACGCUGCUGGCUUGGAGCGAGCUGGUGGAGUGCAGCCGCGACGCCGACCGGGCGCUGCGCACGCGCCUCGCGCAGUUGCAGCUCGUAGCCCAGCAGGAUAUUAAACCCUCAACAAAGCGUGAACCGAACCAAAUUGACCAGCUAAAUGAGUUCCAAGAAGUGGCAUUCGUAGUGCCGGCGCACGCGCCGCCGGAGUACGCUGCAUCGGGACGCGCCACGCCCAUUCUGCGCAAAGCUUGCGAUUACUGUCGCUCAGAAUAUCCACAAAAUGACUACACGGAUCACUUGACGACCGCUCAUUCGGACCGUCUUUUCCACUGUGAAGAAUGCAACAACUACGUCGACAGAAAAGACUUUCUUUCCCACAUGACUGUACACGCAAUGGAGUACUCCUCGGAGAACGUGAGAAAAGAAAUUAAGAGGCAAAUGCAAAUGAGGGCUAAACGUGAAAUAAAGGACGAAAAUGAAAACACAGAAGUCAGUAAUAAAGAACCUGUUCUGCAAAAUGACAAUACGGACGUACAAGCUACUCCACAAACUACAGUAAGAAGCUUUGGGAGAGAAGAAGAGGACCAAAAUGAUUUUUCUGAUCACAGCGAUACCGAAAAUGAUUUCGGGCCUUUACCUGAAUCAGUUUUUGAAGCUAUAGAAGAUUCGCAAGACAGUCAAACCGAAAGCGUUGAAACUUCUAAUACGGGUGAUGAGAUAGCCAGGAACUCGGCCAGUACAAAUCGCUCUUUAAAAACAGGAAAAGGAAAAAUAGUACGGAGGUGUUCCGUUUGUGGUAAAGAGUACACUGUUUCUUCGAGCUACUUCUAUCACGUGAAAUACUCUCACAAGCAGACUAAAGAGCAUUCAUGUAAAACUUGCGGGCGCAAGUUCGCGACAAAAGGCAGUUUGGCCCAACAUUCCAGCAUCCACACCGGGGAAAGCCCGUUUGAAUGCGACGAAUGUGGCAAAAAGUUCCGAAGCAAUGCCAGCUUGUACAUUCACAAACAGACUCAUAACGGGCGUAAAAAUUACUCUUGUACACAUUGCGAUGCGUCUUUCCGCUGGAAGACGCACUUGGCGAGGCACAUGACCCGACACUCAAAAGAGAAGAGACACGUUUGCGCGGUGUGCGGCCGAGGCUUCAGCGUCAAGUGCGACCUGCUCCGUCACGCCAGAACUCACGAGGCGGGAAAGAUCGAUUGCGAGAAGUGUGGCGCCACAUUCGCUCAAAUGCGGUACUUGAAAGUGCACAUGGAAAAGAAACACCCUAGUGCGAAGUAAGAAUCUCGUGGAUUCAAAACGUGGAUUGUCAUUUCAUUUUAAAUGUCUACGCAUGCAGGUGUAGCUUUGAUUAAAUUCAUUAAAAAAAUAAUUGGUCCCUGGGACAUUUGUGAAACUAGAUCUUAUUCACUAUCUUUUUUCAUAAAAUCAAAAAAUCACUUGUUUUCAUAACGACAAUUUCCAACAAAAGGAGGUUCGCCACCGGCGACGCGAUAUGAGGAUUGAAAUUUGUAUGACAAAAUUUCAGUUCUCUGUUAGCGUAUCUUCGGUGAAAUAUUCUGGAUUGACGAGGAUGGACGAGGCGAGAAUUGAAUAUUUGUUUUUGUAGUAAUGAACCGUGUUGCUACCUAAAACUCGGACGAGCUCGCGAGUGCCCCCAGUGCCACGGGCAUUGUGGAGUACGUACGAUUUGAGAUUUAAAAAAAAAAUGGGUUCAUCCGAUUCCUAUUUAACAUAUUAAAUACUAAUGAUUUACGGGACAUGUUACUUCAGCCACGCGUUUAUCGCUAGACGAACCGAACAGACCAGGACCACAGCGUGAGGUCGCGACGGCUCGCGCUACCUAUUAUUGGCAAUUUUUGGUGGAAAUAGGCCGGCAAGAUUUCAAUUCUCGCCUGCUUCGCCGGUGGAAAACCAAAGGUGGUUUUCAAUGAUCAAAGAUUCACUGUCCUUGUAAUAAUGGUAGCAAUUAUUAUUCCAUUCACCUAUGUAAGCAGUAGUUAUAAAAGUUCAUCACCUAAGAUUAAAUGAAGGCCAUGCGAUAGUAGUUUGAAUUUUUAUUAAAAUGCGAAUGGAUGUUAAUAAGUCUUAGACUUGUGUUAUGAAUGACACUUCAUUUUGUCUUCACUCGAUUAUAUUAAAUCUUAGAUAGUAUUUAUUAUUCGCGUCGUUAGCAGUAAUACUCAAUAUUUAUUCCAAACCGUUUAAAAUAAAUCAUGUCGUGGGUCAUACUUCAUGACUUGAGAAAUUAAAUUUCUCUUACAACCUAUUAUUCGGCAUACCUACUAUUAGGGCCCGGUGAGGGAUGGUAGCAUAUUCUAGUCAUGUCUUCUGCGACGUCGUCGAUUAUCCUCAUCCUCGGUUUACGUUUAGUUGGAAUAUCAGUACAUUUCUUAUAGUACACGCAUACUUUCACAUUUGUUGUAAUAUUUGUAUGUUUGUAUCUGCCCAACUCUAUUAUUUCUUUAAGUGAAAUUG